CUUCAGCCUGCGUUACUAUGUGUCUGUGAAGGAAGGAAGACUGGCAGCUUAGAAAAUAAACAAAAGACGAGCUCAGAUUAAUAAAUGUUUUUGAGGUUAACCAUAAUCUUUUAACCACGUUUGUGCAGUCUUUAGGUUGAACUAUCAGCAAGGGCUGACCGACUGGCCAUGAAUUUAGACCUAUCGCUGCGAGUGAGCGUCUUCUCCGAACAAGGAGGAAGGAAAUACAUGGAGGAUUUAACUGAGGUGAUCGUGGAGCUGGAACCCAGCGACGAUGAGCUGCGAGAGGCCGGACACACUGAUCCAAAGCUGGACCAAGAGCCCGUCUCUGAAAGCGACCCGCCGGAAUGCACAAACAAGCCUUUACCCGUCAUGGUAACGUGGAGAAACACCCUGUCGACCGAUGAGAUCGACGGGACAGAGGAGCCCGGGACUCAACCGGCGGCAGCGGACAGCAGGAGAUCGGUCGCGUUCUUCGCCGUGUUUGACGGCCACGGAGGGCGAGAAGCCGCGUUGUUCGCUCGAGAUCACCUCUGGGAUUUUCUCAAGAAGCAGCGGGGCUUUUGGUCUAAGGAUUACCGGAAAGUUUGUGCCGCAAUUCGUAAGGGCUUCGUCGCAUGUCAUCAUGCAAUGUGGAAAAAGCUUCCGGAAUGGCCAAAAACGUUAACUGGCCUCCCCAGUACUUCAGGCACUACAGCCAGUGUGGUGGUCAUCAGAGGGGACCGCAUGUUUGUGGCCCAUGUCGGGGACUCGUCUGUCGUGCUGGGUGUGAGGGAAGAUCCCUCUGAUAAAGUCAUCAAAGCUGUGGAGGUCACACAAGACCACAAGCCUGAGCUCCCAAAAGAGAAGCAGAGAAUUGAGGGACUGGGAGGAAGUGUGGUGAAGAAAUCUGGUGUGAACCGUGUGGUGUGGAAGAGGCCUAGGCUAACUCACAACGGCCCGGUCAGAAGGAGCACCCCGAUCGAUCAGAUCCCCUUCCUCGCUGUUGCCAGAGCUCUGGGUGAUCUAUGGAGUUAUGACUUCUACAGUGGAGAGUUUGUGGUGUCUCCCGAGCCUGACACCAAUGUGGUGACCCUUGACCCAAGACGGCAUCGUUACAUCAUCGUUGGCAGUGACGGCCUUUGGAAUAUGGUGCCGCCGCAGGAGGCGGUGACUGUGUGCCAGAGCCAUGAUGAAGCUGUGGCACCCUUCGGGAUGUCGGUUGCACGUCGGUUGGGCUGCCAUGCGUUGAUGCGAUGGCGCCAACGGAUGCUCCGUGCAGACAAUACCAGCGUUAUAGUUAUCGCCCUUCCUGAGCCUGGCAAACCCCACCUUCCUAUGCAUAGAGACGAGGUCAUUCUCAGCCUAGCAGAGGGCCCGCACUGUGACCCAGCUAUAGGGUCCCGCUCCAACACACCACUCAUUAAGACCCCGGAUCCAGACCUGUCCUCAGCCAGCAGCGAGUCUUUGCCGGCGCUGGAGAGAAGGAACGGUCUGUCAGGAGUGAGUCUCAGCGCAGAACCCCCGUUUGAGGAAAACCUCCCUUGCAUUGAGCUCAUGGACAAAGCUUCCUUGACUGUGUGCCCCUUUGAGGGCAACUGGACCCCAGAGAUGCCCCUGUCCUCACCGGAUGUGUCAAGUCCGGUGGGGAAGAGGCCCAGGCGCAGCCCUCUCACCCCGAGCAGCUCCCGCCGGAGGACUGGGGAACGCUCCGUACCCAAACGCAACACCGGCAAGAGUCCCAAACGGACGCCCAGCGUCACAAUACUGCAGCACCGUAAAGCAACCCUCUGCGUCUGCUAAACUCCUCCGUCAGACUGCACACACUUACACGGAUGAGCGAAGAUGGAUGU
Molecule: messenger RNA, 1832 nt
Organism: Rhinichthys klamathensis goyatoka
Lineage: Eukaryota; Metazoa; Chordata; Actinopteri; Cypriniformes; Leuciscidae
Gene: ppm1db
Product: protein phosphatase, Mg2+/Mn2+ dependent, 1Db
Exons: 6
Coding region: 169-1782 (537 amino acids)
Biological process (GO): protein dephosphorylation
Cellular component (GO): nucleus; cytosol
Molecular function (GO): protein serine/threonine phosphatase activity; mitogen-activated protein kinase binding; cation binding
Source: RefSeq, a predicted model, not a curated record